Molecule: messenger RNA, 834 nt
Organism: Cooperia oncophora
Lineage: Eukaryota; Metazoa; Nematoda; Chromadorea; Rhabditida; Trichostrongylidae
Source: the annotation of a GenBank genome assembly
AUGGAUCGAGAGAUAAGAAAACAGGAUGUUCCACGAGAGGGAGAUGGUUGUAUGCAGUUUUUAUUCUUGGUCAAGUUCUACCCAGAGGAUGUUGAGGAAGAGCUAAUCCAAGAUCUCACUCGGCAUCUUUUCUUUUUACAAAUAAAACAAGCCAUAUUAUCCAUGGAUCUCUAUUGUUCACCUGAGGCUUCUGUACUUCUCGCAAGUUUCGCUGUUCAAGCAAUUAAUGGAGAUUGCACGGAUGACACCGGGCCAUUGGAUUUGGACAAAUUGUUACCGAAAAGCGUCAUUGAUCAGUACGAUAUGAGCGCUGAUAUGUGGAGAGAGCGUAUUAAGCGCUGGUGGAUCAACAAUCACGGCCAAUCGAGGGAAGACGCUGAAAUGGAAUAUCUCCGUGUGGCCCAAGAUCUCGAAAUGUAUGGAAUACUAUACUACCCAAUCUGUAACAAGAAAGAAACUGAUCUACAUCUUGGUAUUUCGGCACAAGGUCUCGGUAUAUAUAAGGGCUCAAAUCGGAUAACACCGCGGCCGUUCUUUUCAUGGAGCGAAAUCAAAAAUAUUUCAUUCUAUAACAAGAAGUUCCAUAUGAAAACGGUGGAUAAGUCGAAGAUAUCGUUUCGUGCCCAAGAGAGAACUAUAAAUCCUUCAAUUCUUGAUUUGUGUAUAGGAACCCACAAUCUAUAUCUCCGACGUCGUCAACCGGACACUUUAGAGGUGCAACAGAUGAAAGCGUUGGCAAAAGAGGAACGAGCUCGGAGACAGGUUAGUCGCCCUCUUCAAAAUGUUACAGUCACUACGCCACCAAUAAAGCUACGUCAAUGUGCCACGAAAUGA